AAAUUAGUGAUAAUAAUAAUUAUUAUUGAUAUAAUGAUAACAAUACAAUACAAAUAUUGCAUGAAUAAUGAAUUCAACCUGUAAAUAAAACGAUAAAAUAAUAAGAUAAAAAUAACGUUAAAAUUUGUCAAUGUGAUAUUUCUAAGACUUAAAAAGUACUACUAUUACUAGUACUUAUUACCGAAGGAUUUCUUCGUGCGUCGUACUUUGUAAUUUAUGUUAUAAUGUACUCACUAUAAUUAUAAAUAUAAUUUCUUAUAAAUAUGCCGAUAGACAUAAAAUGUGUUAAUUGCAUAAACAUGGACAGUGUAGAGGAAGGACAAGUUCCAAAGGAAUUCAUUGAGUAUGAUUUUGCAGAAGACGCUCUCGAUUUUGAGAUUCAGUUAGCAGAGGCGCGUGAAGUAAAAUUUACACACACGUUAGUAGAGCCUUUAUCGAUUGGAUCUCACGUUGUGUGCACGGGCACACCCUCUGACGAUUUACCAUGGUUUGCCGUGAACAUUGGGUGCGGGGAUGCCGAAUCGGGUCGAGGAGACGUAGCCAUCCACUUUAACGUUCGCCUGCCACAAUGCUACGUCGUGAGGAACACAAAGCGCCACGACAAGUGGGGACUCGAGGAAACCACUGCUUAUCGAUUAUUCCCAUUCAAAGCGGACGCGCUAUUCACGAUCGAGAUUCUAGUGGAUGAAAAGGAAACAUUGUGGGCAGUGAAUGGGGAGCAUUAUUGCAGUUACGAACAUAGAAACCCGAGCCCACUUAUAGCGAGUUGGGUACAAGUGACGGGCAUUAGAGAUGCGACGUUAAGCGUCAUGAAGACUGAUAUUUACCCGACGUUAGCGUCGCCGGUGUUAGAAGUACCAGUAAGAGAUUAUUUCAAAGGUCCUGCUAAAGGCGAGGAACCAACUUGGCAUUCCAAUAUCAUAGCUGCAUUACCGUUUGGUAUUCCAGAUGCUCACCAAUUGGUUAUUCAUGGAAGACUACGUCCAAUGCUACACUCGUUCAUCCUCGACCUGAUGGACUACACGCGCGAGUGGCCGCGCCCCAACAUCCAGCUGCACGUGAGCCUGCGCGCGCACGCCGACUCGCACCUCGACCGGCAGCUCGUCGUGCUCAACGCGUGGCUCGGCGCCUGGGGGCCCGAGCGCAGGCAGCGCACCGCCCGGCUCGUGCCCGGCACUAAGUCAACAUUCCGCAUAGUCCGAGGGCCGACUGAAUGGUCCAUAUUUGCGGAUGACAUUCUCAUCGGUGAGUUGGAGUAUCGAGCAGCGGCGGCUGGUGUCAAAGCGCUAAGAAUUCGGGGAGACCUUUACCCAGAUGAGAUUUAUAUUUGUCCCUCCACUAACUCUCCCAUAGGAGAAGAAAAAUGCAACGGUCCAUAGAUUUAAGGCAGUGAUAACCUUAGCCUUGACUGAAUGAAAUUUUAUUAGAUGUUUUUUUUAAAGUAAGACGGUCAAUUACAGUUGAUUAUGCUUUUAUGUGUUUGUUCAAUUAAUGAAUUAGAUCUCUGAUAAAAAAGACUAUUGACCUUAAGACGACAUGCUAAAAUUGAUAUUCGAAUAUUAUAUUAAGGUUCUUAUGAUUGAAAUUAUAUCAAAGAUAUUUAUUCCUGUGUAAUUAAUGCUGGUGAUGUUUUAAAGUCGUUAUAUAUAGAUUAAUUUAUAUUUAUUGUAUCUUAUUUAUAUGAAAUGCUUAAUUAUUAUUAGAGAUGUGAUUACAAGAUGUUGCUAAUAAAAUUAAGGAAUUGUGAUAUUAUAUUGUUGAAACAGAUUUUACAAACUUAUAAAGUGCCAUUGAAAUCGAGUACAGAAAGCAUUUAUAUUGUUGCAAGUUAUUUAAUGUAUUUAUUAAGUGAUAUUUUUUGUUUAAAUGACUUUGUAUAGACUAAGACGAAUGUUAAAUUUAAACUUAUUAUAAGAUGUAAUCAUUGAACUGUUAUUAACAUGGUCGAAAUAAAGGCUAUGAUUGUAAAA
Molecule: messenger RNA, 1970 nt
Organism: Colias croceus (clouded yellow)
Lineage: Eukaryota; Metazoa; Arthropoda; Insecta; Lepidoptera; Pieridae
Product: galectin-4-like
Exons: 7
Coding region: 264-1379 (371 amino acids)
Molecular function (GO): galactoside binding; carbohydrate binding
Source: RefSeq, a predicted model, not a curated record